Molecule: messenger RNA, 1788 nt
Organism: Populus nigra (black poplar)
Lineage: Eukaryota; Viridiplantae; Streptophyta; Magnoliopsida; Malpighiales; Salicaceae
Product: calcium/calmodulin-regulated receptor-like kinase 2
Exons: 8
Coding region: 287-1540 (417 amino acids)
Biological process (GO): protein phosphorylation
Molecular function (GO): protein kinase activity; ATP binding
Source: RefSeq, a predicted model, not a curated record
CUGGCCUUAUUUAUUAUUUUCCAAUUUAAAGCCACCGAUGAGGACUCUUUAUUUCAGUUUUGUGAAUUAAAUUUAAUUUAAUUGAUCAGGGUCUUUGGUCCUCUUCGGUCUACGGUUUCUUUGUUUAACCAGGUCAUGCUUUUGAGGUCUUCAUUGAAAAAUCAAGGACAGACUUAUCAAACAUGUGUGUUUUGCACGGACAGUGAUCGGCAGUUUUAUAAGUGAGCCUGCUGAACUUCUCAGCUCAAGAUGUUUUCAUUGUCUAAGUUUCAAAAGAGACCAGAGAAUGGUUCAUAAAGGUGAUUUGGUUGUUAUUGGAAUCUCUGUUGGUUUGGCCCUUGGUAUCUUGAUCGCUUCACUCAUAUUUUUCGGCAUAUGGUGGUACAAGAAGCGUUCUAAUGUCCAACAGUGCUCAAACGAGCGUAUUCUUCCAACUCUUCCAAUACGCAUGAAUGGCUUGGGGACAAGCAAUGACUUUAGUGCAUCCCUUGCAAGUUCUAUUACCAUCCGGGGAUCAGAACACCCUCAGAAGAGCUCUCCGGUUUCUUCUUGGUGGAAUCAUCACAGUAAAGAUCAGUUUGCUUCUGCAUCAGGCAUACUUAGAUACUCUUACAAGGAUAUACAGAAAGCUACACAAAAAUUCACAACUGUUUUGGGACAAGGUUCGUUUGGUCCUGUAUAUAAAGCUGUCAUGCCUACUGGAGAAGUAUUAGCUGUAAAGGUUCUUGCUUCUAACUCAAAGCAGGGGGAAAAAGAGUUCCAAACAGAGAUUUCUCUAUUAGGAAGGCUGCAUCACCGCAAUCUUGUGAAUUUGUUAGGAUAUUGUAUAGAUAAAGGAAGCCACAUGUUGAUCUAUCAGUUCAUGAGCAAUGGAAGCUUAGCAAACCACCUUUACAAUGAUGAAGAGCGAUUUUUGAGUUGGGAAGAAAGACUUCAAAUUGCUCUUGAUAUUUCGCAUGGAAUUGAAUAUCUUCAUGAAGGGGCAGUCCCACCUGUCAUACAUCGUGAUUUGAAGUCAGCAAACAUAUUGCUGGACCAGUCAAUGAGAGCUAAAGUUGCUGAUUUUGGACUUUCAAAUGAAGAGGUCUUCGAUGAGCACAGCUCUGGCUUGAAAGGUACUUAUGGCUACAUAGAUCCAGUGUACGUAUCCACAAACAAGUUCACCGUGAAGAGUGACAUCUACAGUUUUGGUGUUAUCAUCUUCGAACUUAUUACAGCCAUCCACCCACAUCAAAAUCUAAUGGAAUAUGUUAAUCUUGCUGGUAUGAGUCCAGAUGGUGUUGAUGAAAUACUAGACAAGAAGCUGGUUGGAGAAUGCGACAUUGAAGAAGUGAGGGACCUAGCUGCCAUUGCCCGCAAGUGCCUGCAAAAAUUCCAAAGGAAGCGACCUUCAAUAGGAGAAGUUUCACAGGCUAUAUUGAAGAUAAAACAAAGGCUCCUCGAUAGGGAAAUGUCUAAAGAAUUUUCACGAGUUCUAAGCAGGAUAGAGGAUCAACAGGUGGAGUUGAGUAGGAUGGCCAGCAUAAAACAUGGCGACUGAAUGCGCAGAGGAUCCUUUUGCUCCGCUGGUUCUUUUCUCUGUUCUAAUCUCUCCCUGCUCAACUUUCGUCAAACCAUCAUGACAUACCACGAUGAGUUCUUUUAGAGAUGAUAAUGGGUAUAUAUCCAUUAAGUUUUUACUAUAUCCAUAUUCUAUUUAUUAUUCAUGAAAUAAAAAUUUAGAUAUUCAUAAAUAUUUAUAUAAUUUCAGGUAUUUGUAUAUAUAAGCAGUCUUAUUUAUCAUGUCAA